UUUUGGUAACUCUUUAAAACCCAACAAGAUGACUUGAAACCAGAAUGAGUAUCUUUGCAAAAUUCCAUUUUGUUGUUGAGAGAUCCAAAGAGAUUGAGAAUACAAGGCUUUAGAAGCCUUUGAUCAUCAUUCAUCAACAAUGGGAAACAUUGUAAAGCCUUUCAAACAACAACAACCUUUUGCUUACCAGCCUCUCACCGUUCCUCUAAUUUCAGUGGAGGCACAAAACGAGGAUCUGAGAGUCUUCAGAUUUACGGAUUUGAAGAAAGCAACCAAGAAUUUCAGACAAGACAGGGUCGAAACUUGCGAGGAUGGCUCUGUUCGAAAAUACUACAGGGGCUACGUCCAUAAAACAACAUUUGCUCCAUCAAGAAAUGGAAAAGGAAUCGCUGUUUCUGUCAUGGAAUGUGAUAGUGUAUGCCCUCUACAGGACUGGAUGGCAAGAGCGAGGUCUCUACAACACAUUUCUCACCCCAAUUUGGUCAAACUUUUGGGUUACUGUUGUGAAGAUAACAAAACACUCUUCUUGGUUUUUGAAUACUCGCACAAAGGAAGCUUGGACAGUCACAUUUUCGGAAAAGAAGAUGCAUUGCCAUGGGUAAUACGGGUUAAAAUAGCCAUUGGAAUAGCUCAAGGUGUUGCCUUUCUCCACUCGAUCAACAAGUUCCCGCUAAAUCAAGAACUUCAAAAGCAUAACAUUAUGCUUGAAGAGGUGCAUUACAAUGCAAAACUGUUUUAUCUUGAAUCAAUCAAACCGAGCUUGAUGACAGUAGGUCAAGUCAUGGUAAUACCUGGUUACGUAUCUCCUGAAUGUGUAAUGGCAGCUCAUAUGGGAAUGGAGUCUGAUGUUUACCUAUUUGGUCUGAUCUUGCUUGAGCUUUUAUCUGGUUCAAACCAUCGAAAACUAUUAAUCAAGAUCAUGCAAAGCUCAGAUGUCUGGAAUACAUCUAUCUUGCCCGAUCAUUAUAUGAUUGAGGAAAUAAUCGAUCCCCGACUUGGAACAGAUUACCCUGCGAAUGCGGCAAUACAGAUGGGCACACUCAUCCAAAGAUGCACCAAGCGGGACAAGAAGAAACGACCAUUGAUGCAACAAGUUUUGGAUGUUCUUGAUUAUAUUUCAGAGAUUGAGGAUUAACGUGUAGAGGUUUAUUGAUGUUUGACAAUAAUAAAAGAUAGGGGUUUACUUGUAAUAAGUGGAAAAGGCAUGGUUUAGCCAAGACAUAUAAACAAGAAUCAUAUCUUAACUUUUA
This is a messenger RNA of Camelina sativa (false flax), 1250 nucleotides long. Its product is annotated as inactive serine/threonine-protein kinase BKN1-like. The record is from RefSeq and is a predicted model, not a curated record. Gene Ontology annotation, biological process: protein phosphorylation. Lineage: Eukaryota; Viridiplantae; Streptophyta; Magnoliopsida; Brassicales; Brassicaceae. Gene Ontology annotation, molecular function: ATP binding; protein kinase activity.